Messenger RNA from Hibiscus syriacus, 1194 nucleotides. RefSeq lists its product as uncharacterized. NCBI's taxonomy places the organism in Eukaryota, Viridiplantae, Streptophyta, Magnoliopsida, Malvales, Malvaceae. Bases 20 to 1141 code for a protein of 373 amino acids. The record is from RefSeq and is a predicted model, not a curated record. The transcript is spliced from 3 exons.
UCUCUCAUUUUCUUUCACGAUGGAGAAGAUCGCUGUGUUCUUAAUGCUACUCUGCGCCACUUCUCAAAUAGCUUCCUCUGUCAAAGAUGGUUUGUUGCCGAAUGGGAACUUCGAGUAUGGGCCAAAGCCGUCAGAACUGAAAGGAACAAAAGUGAUGAGCCCCAAAGCCAUUCCCAACUGGGAAAUUUCAGGCUAUGUUGAGUACAUAAAAUCAGGUCAUAAACAAGGUGACAUGUUGCUAAUAGUACCCGAAGGUGCAUUUGCGGUUAGGCUAGGCAAUGAGGCCCUCAUUAAGCAGAAGAUUAAGGUCACCAAGGGCAUGUUUUACUCUCUAACCUUCAGCGCGGCUCGCACAUGUGCACAAGAGGAAAGAUUGAACGUGUCGAUCUCGCCGAACUACGAGAAAAAUGACUUUGGUUUAUUACCGAUUCAAACAAUGUAUAGCAGCAAUGGAUGGGAUUCGUAUGCUUGGGCUUUCCAAGCAGACGAGUCCGAAAUCGAGAUCUCGAUUCAUAACCCCGGUGUGGAGGAAGAUGCAGCUUGUGGCCCUCUUAUCGAUUCCGUCGCAUUGAAGACCUUGUACCCUCCGAAACGUACCCGAGCCAAUCUACUAAAGAACGGAAAUUUCGAAGAAGGUCCUUAUAUCUUCCCGAAACCGACUUCCGAAGGAGUUAUAAUUCCCCCCCAAAUCGAAGAUGAUCACAGUCCUUUACCCGGCUGGAUAAUUGAAUCCCUGAAAGCCAUUAAGUACAUUGACAGUGAACAUUACACUGUUCCUGAGGGCAAACGGGCCAUCGAACUGAUCGGCGGAAAAGAAAGUGCGGUUGCACAGAUAGUUAAGACGACAAUCGGGAGUACCUAUGCGCUCACAUUUGCUGUUGGUGAUGCUAAGAACGGAUGCGAAGGUCCCAUGAUGCUCGAAGCAUUUGCAGGCAAGAACACUGUCAAGGUGUCGUAUAACUCCAAGGGCAAAGGAGGAUUCAAACCAGCUAUUCUAAAGUUCAGAGCGGAGUCGGAACGAACUCGGAUUAUGUUCUAUAGCACAUUUUACACCAUGAAAAGUGACAACUCCGGUUCUCUUUGUGGACCUGUUUUGGAUGAUGUGAAGCUGCUUAGUAUCCGAAGAUUGCAUCACCUGUAAUUAAAACUGUUUGAAAAUUGAUUGUUGCAUUGCUCAGGCAACAAAUCAAUGUG